Phascolarctos cinereus (koala) is the source of this 1673-nucleotide messenger RNA. It is a transcript of the gene HEBP2, whose product is annotated as heme binding protein 2. Gene Ontology annotation, molecular function: heme binding. Gene Ontology annotation, cellular component: cytoplasm. Lineage: Eukaryota; Metazoa; Chordata; Mammalia; Diprotodontia; Phascolarctidae. The record is from RefSeq and is a predicted model, not a curated record.
CGCCUGCCUUUGGUGGCCAGGCCUCGCUCCAGCUGCAGUAGGGGAGAGAAGGGAAAGAUAUCCCGGGUCUGCUCUCCCAGCACACACUGCUGCUCCCCUGCAUUAGUUAGCUCCACCGCCCAUGUCCGAGAUGCCCGACCCAGACCCAGAGGAGCAAGUUGCUGAAGACGCCCCCGCUCCCGAGACACCCAACUGGAAGGGCUUGGAGGAGGCAGCCUGGGAGCCUCGUAGUUAUGAGAUCCGGGAGUAUGAACCAGCUAAGUGGGUUAGUACCUCAGUUGAGUCAAUGGACUGGGAUGCAGCUGUCCAAGCUGGCUUCACGAAACUUCGUAAUUACAUUCAAGGCAAGAAUGAGAAAGAGGUAAAGAUCAAGAUGACUACCCCAGUAACAAGCUAUGUGGAACCAGGUUCAGGGCCAUUUUGCCAGUCUACAAUUACCAUUUCCUUAUACAUCCCUGCUGAACAGCAAUCUGAUCCACCGAAGCCUUCAGAGUCAGAUGUCUUUAUUGAAGACAGAGCUGCAAUGACAGUGUUUGUGCGGUCUUUUGAUGGAUUUUCUAGUGCCCAAAAGAACCAGGAACAACUCUUGACAUUAGCAAGCAUUUUGAGAGAAGAUGGAAAAGUUUUUGAUGAAAAGGUUUACUACACUGCAGGCUACAACAGUCCUUCUCAAUUGCUUAAUAGACACAAUGAGGUGUGGUUGAUCAAGAAAAAUGAACCUCCCAAAGAAAAUGAAUAAAAAAAAAAGAUCUGUUAAGGGCAAAAGUUCUGCUUAAUGUAGACCUCAAUACUACUGUUAAGCAAAUUGAUAAUCUAGUCUCUUUUGUAUAAGAACACUAUCAACUGAGCUUUCUUAUGUGCCUUUUCCAAUGCCUGAAGCUUCACUUUGCUUCAAGAAUACGCUGCCAGUUCACAAUUCCUGCUAAAAACAACAAACAUUUAAUUUGAUUAAUGGUAGUAGUCUUUCUUCUUUUUCACCAGAGGGUCAGAGGAAAUAACCAUGGAUGUAUCUUUCUUCCUUUCUGAUUUUAGUAUUUUUUUCCCUAUCCUCUCUUCCACCAGUGAAAUUCUUAAAUAUUUUACUAUCUGUGGAUAGUGCCAAGCUAUCAGCCCUGGAGGUCCUAAGUUCCCAAUUGAUAGCAGUUUUUCAAGACCCUAAAUUUCCCUAACUUCCCAUCUUUAUGGACAGCAAAAGGUCUCUUUUCCAUUGUUAGCUAAUUUCCACCCACCCCCUGAAAGUACUAUUAGUUCAUAAAAGUUGCAACCAAGAGUAGUGUCUAAGAAGUGUCUAAGUUAGUGAUUUCUAAUCCUGCUUUUUUGACUCAGGGUAUUCUAUUUCAAAGGAUGCCUCAUUUUUUUUAAAUUUAAGAAUAAAUCUUAAUUCAAUUUAAAAAAACUCAUGAAUUACUUUUAGGAGGGAAUAGUAAGGAAUUCAAACAAAUGCUGCAACACACAUCCUCCCCACCCCUGCUAAGAAAUUUUACCAUUUUUUAGCUUACUGUUGUAAACUUCAAUGUCCUCUCUUAUCAUCUGACAAAAUGAAGUGAUAUGUGUUUCCUUAAUGUUUAAUGGACUUUGAAAUGUGUGCAUUUUUGUUCCAUUUAACUAUAUCCUUAUAGUUUUUUUGAUCACAUAACUGCCCUUUGUUAAUAAAAUGAUAAUUUCCAGUAUGA